Messenger RNA from Lycium barbarum (goji berry), 2524 nucleotides. RefSeq names its product pollen receptor-like kinase 4. The transcript is spliced from 3 exons. NCBI's taxonomy places the organism in Eukaryota, Viridiplantae, Streptophyta, Magnoliopsida, Solanales, Solanaceae. Gene Ontology annotation, molecular function: protein kinase activity; ATP binding. The coding region runs from base 337 to 2310 and encodes 657 amino acids. Gene Ontology annotation, biological process: protein phosphorylation. The record is from RefSeq and is a predicted model, not a curated record.
CAAAGAGACUUCAAAGGGUAAAGCGUAGUUUUCUGAGGGAAUUAACAAAGAAAGAGAGGACUAUGUCAACUUGACAUUCCCCACUUCACAUUUGUCCAUUUUUCCAACUAACUCUCAAACUCAUUGUCUUGUCUCUCCUUGCAUGCAACACAAAACAUUCUUCUUCUUCCACCUUUCUUUUGGCCUCAAAAUUACUCCAUAAAGGUAGCAUUCUUUCAUUUGUAGGAGCCCUUUGAGAGGGCGCGCACCUGCAAGUGCGCGCACCAGAAAAAAGUUAAAAAAAAGAAAAAGAAAAUUAAUUAAAGCCAACUCUCUCUCUUCGAUCUCUAUGCAAUCAUGGCACAAACUACACAAAAAAACUACAAAAAUAAAAACAAAAACAAUAAACAUGUCCUCCUUCUUUUUAUUAUGUCUACAUUAGCAUUUGUGACAAUACCAUCAGAGGGAAAAUUAUCAGAGACUGAUGUUCUACUCAAGUUUCGUCAAUCUUUGAAGUUCGAUGGUGAUCCGUUUUCAUCAUGGAAUACAAGUACACCACCUUGCAAAGAUGAGAACAAUGUACCUAAUUGGAAGAAUAUUUUUUGCGAACAUGGAAAGAUUAUGGGUUUGAAUCUUGAAAAUCUUGGCCUAAGUGGUACUAUUGAUUUGGACAUACUUAAAGACUUGACAAAUUUGAGAAGCAUAAGUGUGGGAGAUAAUAAAUUUGAAGGAUCUUUGCCAACUUUAAAUAAACUCCCUUUAUUAAAGAGUGCUUAUUUCUCAAAAAACAAGUUCUCUGGGCCAAUUGAUGGCAAGAUCUUUGAAGGGAUGAAUAAUUUAAAGAAACUUGACCUAUCAGAUAAUCAAUUUACAGGACAACUCCCUCCCAUAAUCGGUGAAUUGCCAAAACUCAAGGACUUGAAUAUUAGAAACAAUAAGUUUGAGGGUCCAAUUCCUCCUUCCUAUUCAAAACUAACUUUUCCUUCUUUUUAUGGCAAUGAUGGUCUUUGUGGCCCACCUUUAUCAAAAUCAUGCAGUGAGGAGGAACAAAAAAAACAAGAAUCAUCAUCAUCACCAUCAUCAUCAUCAUCUUCAUCAUCUAGUUGGAAGAUUGCCCUUAUUGUGGUUGUGGUAAUUGUUGUGAUAGGUAUUGUUGUGUUUAUACUCAUAAACCGUCGCAAGAAAAAUCCACAACAAGAAGUAGUAUUAGGAGGAUCAUCAAGUGGCUCACCAACCACUCAAGACCAAAAACUAAUCCCUUCAUCUCAUGAUCAUCUAAACAAAAUGGAACAAGGCCAAGUUGCUGCAUUAUCAUCUCCUGAUCGUUCUAGUGAUGUCAAGAGAGCUGAAGUUGCAGGACAAAAGCUUCUCUUCUUGAAAGAUGACAUUGAGAAAUUUGACUUGCCUGAUUUGUUGAAAGCCUCUGCUGAAGUUUUGGGAAGUGGGGUAUUUGGUUCAACUUACAAAGCUGCACUUAGCACUGGUCCUAUCAUGGUUGUUAAGAGGUUUAGACAUAUGAACAAAAUUGGCAAGGAAGACUUCCAUGAACAUAUGAGAAGGCUUGGAAGAUUGAGUCAUAAGAACUUGCUUCCUGUUUUGGCUUUCUAUUAUAGAAAGGAAGAGAAACUUCUGGUCUUUGAGUAUGUCAACAAUGUCAGCCUUGCAGUUUAUCUUCAUGGUAAUAGCAAAUCACGUGGGAACCAAAUUCUAGAUUGGCCAACUCGUUUGAAAAUUGUCAAAGGAGUAAGCAAAGGAAUUUUGUACCUCUAUAAUGAGCUACCAAGCUUGACAGCACCUCAUGGUCACCUCAAGUCUUCAAAUGUGCUUCUAACAGAAACCUUUGAACCAGUUCUCACAGACUAUGCUUUACUACCAGUGGUAAAUAUAGAACAUGCUCAUGAACACAUGAUCUCAUACAAAGCACCAGAGUUGAAACAAUCAGGGAAAAUCAACAGGAAAGCUGAUGUUUGGACACUUGGUAUGUUAAUCCUAGAGAUCUUGACUGGAAAAUUCCCUUCCAAUCUUUUAGGUAAGGGAACUCAAGACACUGAUGAUUUAGCAUUUUGGGUUAACUCUAUUCUUGGAGAGGACUCAUCAGAAGAAAAAGAGGUGUUUGAUAAAGAGAUGAAAGGAACAAAAGACUGUGAGAGUGAAAUGAUGAAGCUUUUGAAGAUUGGACUAAGUUGUUGUGAGGUUGAUGUGGAGAAGAGAUGGGAUAUAAAAGAAGCAGUAGAGAGGAUUGAUGAAGUAAAAGAGAAAGGUGAUUUCUGCUCUACUGUUGUUGCUGCUGCUGCAACUACUGAAGCUGACAAUAUGCAUACUUCAAGAUAAGAUUCAAAAUAUUUCAAUUGUUUAGGGUUUUUUGAUCAACUCAUCAUAACAUGGGAAGUUUUGAUUUUCUUGGAUGCAUAUUGCAUGACUAUUUGGGUGUAUGAUUUUUUUUUUGGUCAUGGUGGAGGAUCAAUUGAACCACCAUGUGGGGUUACUACAAAAAAAAGAACAAAAAGAAAAACAAGAAAAAUAAGAGAUAGAAAAUGAAGUUACU